CGCGCUCCGUCACCGCAGCAGAGGCGCGAGCGCGGUUCGCGUUAACCGUCUUUGUGCUCGUCGGUGCGGGUCGAACCCAGGUGCGCGUGGGCUGCUGCGUUUCCAGAGCAGGACCGGUGCUGCUCAACCCGCUGAGCCGCGGUAGGCUACUUCCGUUCCGCAGAGGGCGACAGGCAGCAGCCAGCCGUGACUGUGGCGGAGGUCCAGACACAAUAGACCGGGACCCGGCUCUUCUCCAACCCGAACCGGUAUGUCGGAUGAGGAUUCCCGUGCCAGCACCAGCUCUUCCUCAUCACCACCAUCCUCCAGCCAGACCAGACAGCGGGACACGCCUUGCAAGAAGAAGCGGGAGAGCAAAGCCAGCAUGAGCAAGACCUCCAAGCUGCUUUCCACCAGCGCCAAAAGGAUUCAGAAAGAGCUGGCUGACAUUACCCUAGACCCUCCACCAAACUGCAGUGCUGGCCCUAAAGGAGACAACAUCUAUGAGUGGAGGUCGACCAUCCUGGGACCACCGGGCUCCGUGUACGAGGGAGGCGUCUUCUUUCUGGACAUCGCCUUCACACCUGACUAUCCCUUCAAACCCCCCAAGGUAACCUUUCGUACGAGGAUCUAUCACUGCAACAUCAACAGUCAGGGGGUGAUCUGUCUGGACAUCCUGAAGGACAACUGGAGCCCUGCGCUCACCAUCUCCAAGGUGCUGCUGUCCAUCUGCUCCCUGCUCACAGACUGUAACCCAGCUGAUCCCCUGGUGGGAAGCAUCGCCACCCAGUACACGACUAACAGAGCGGAACAUGACCGAACGGCCAAACAGUGGACGAAGCGAUACGCUACAUAGAGCCAGCGUGGACUGCAGUGGGAGGUGGAUGGGUGGGGGGCUGUGGGCGGUUUGUGUUGGGGGGUAUUUCUAUCUCAGAUUUUUAGUACUUUAUUGUCUGGUUUAUUUUUUGCUUCCUGAUUAAGUUAUCUCUGCAAAUAUCGUAAUAAAGGAACACAAUGGAGAAAAAAA
This is a messenger RNA of Betta splendens (Siamese fighting fish), 1006 nucleotides long. Its product is annotated as ubiquitin-conjugating enzyme E2 E1. Gene Ontology annotation, cellular component: nucleus. The transcript has 6 exons. Gene Ontology annotation, molecular function: ubiquitin conjugating enzyme activity. Lineage: Eukaryota; Metazoa; Chordata; Actinopteri; Anabantiformes; Osphronemidae. Gene Ontology annotation, biological process: protein polyubiquitination. The record is from RefSeq and is a predicted model, not a curated record. Bases 251 to 835 code for a protein of 194 amino acids.